AUGAAGAGCCAAUUAGUGGCGAUUCGAUAUCAUGAUAAAGAGCAAAGGAGAGCGAUACGGCGAUCAUCUCGAGUUAUCUCAGGAGUCUCCAAAAUUAUCAGAAUAAUGGUUGCUCUAUCAGUAGGAGUACUCUGUUUUGUGUUCAAAGAAUCGAGAUUGCACCGACUUCAAAGAAGAACCCUGAAAGACGACUACAAUUAUGAAUCUGUUGGAUACUACGAGUAUGGAUACGUGAGUAACACUAAUUUGCAGAAGAUACAAACAACAAGUGUUCCAUUAUUGCUAACAAGGAGAAUCGAAAAUGGAGAAUUUUCUAUCGCUCAUCAAAACAAGCUUGAAUUCGUUCCUGAAACUCAAGAGACGACGACCACAUCUCCUGUUGCAAACAAUUCUUCGCCGCUGACAGUAACGACAAGUCCGGAAAUGAACGGGCUUGCUAUUCCCGAAGAAAUGAAAAAGAAGCUCUCAGAAUUCUACAAAAUCGGGGGCAAUCGACGACGCCAAGUCGCUCAUGGAACCGAGAUCCCGAAGAAGCGCUUUCCUCAAGUCAUCAUUGUCGGGGCGAAGAAGUGCGGCACAAGCGCGCUCAAGAUUUUUAUGAACUACCAUCCAAAGUUGAGAGACACGCCUGGCGAGAAGCAUUUCUUCAACCGGCCGACAAACUGGAAGAUGGGAUUCGAUUGGUAUUUGAAUCAGAUGCCCUACUCUUACUCCGACGAAGUUACGUACGAAAAGACCCCGGACUACUUCGACCGGCCUUUUGUUCCAGAAAGAAUGGCGCAGAUGAACGACAGCGUUAAAAUCAUCUCGAUCAUGUGCGAUCCCGUGCAUCGCGCGUAUAGCCACUUUCUCCAUGCUGGAGUGGUCCAGAAAACGAAGGAGAAGGGAGAACUGUCAAUGCCUGGCUGCUCAGAAGAAAUCCGCCAUCACGUGAAAGAUUACUAUUCUCGCUGGGAUGCUCCUCUUUCAGAACGAGUUUAUCCUCUAAGAAUUCCCGAUGUUUUACUUACUGGAGGCCUGUAUCCUCUUCAUAUCGCGCAAUACGCCAGGUAUUUAAAACUUGAGAACAUGUUGUUUUUAGACGCGUCGGAAUUGACCGAGAAUCCAGGCAAAGUGAUGCGCAAAGUGGCCAAAUUCACUGGCGUGGAGGAACUGAUUACCGAGGAGAACUUUUACUUUGACGAAGAAAAGGGAUUCUAUUGCAUGCGUCCACCGAGAGAGGUGUCCGAGCGGGGCGACUUCUGUUUGGCAGGCGAUAAGGGCCGCUCAAAAAAUCAUACAGUAGAUGACAAGACAAAGGAGCUCGUGAGGAAGUUCUACGCGCCGUUUAACCAAGAACUCACCGAGAAAUACACACAUCAAAAUAACGACCAUUGGAAGUGGUGA
Molecule: messenger RNA, 1386 nt
Organism: Oikopleura dioica
Lineage: Eukaryota; Metazoa; Chordata; Appendicularia; Copelata; Oikopleuridae
Source: the annotation of a GenBank genome assembly